GUUUAAAAAAAAAAAAAACUUUGCUUCCAGGUCACGGCGGGGGUGUGGUGGCCCAAACAGAACAGCGAGCUGCAAUGGCUGGUCCCAAAAGCAGAUGCCACUCAUCCUGAUCCCAAUGGCAACAGCAGCAGCAAAGGCUUCUUUGGGGGAAACCAUGGAGCAGCGGCUGCAGCAGGCCCAGACCUUCAAGGAGGAAGGGAACCACUGUUACAAACAGAGCCGUUUCCGGGACGCUGUGAGCCGCUACCACUGGGCCUUGCUGCAGGUGAAAGGGCUGGAUCCCAGCGUGCCUUCCCCCUUGCAGGAGUUUGGGGCAGAGAGGCCUCCUGUGACACCAGAACAGGAAAAGGUGCUCCACAGCAUCCAGAGCGACUGCUACAAUAAUCUUGCUGCGUGCCUUCUCCAAAUGGAACCUGUCAACUACGAUCGGGUGAAAGAGUACAGCCUAAAAGUCCUAGAAAGGCAGCCGGAGAAUGCCAAAGCGCUGUACCGGGCCGGAGUGGCUUUCUACCACCUGCGGGAUUAUGAUAGAGCCCGGCACCAUCUCCUGGCAGCAACCAGCAAGCAGCCCAAAGACACCAGUGUGAAGCGUUACUUGCAGCUGACGGAAUCUCAGCUGAGCAGUUACCACCAGAAGGAAAAGCAGUUGUAUAUGGGGAUGUUUGGCUAAAAGCGAUGGGUCCUCCAUGAAAUCACUUGGUGUUGCUGUUUUCAGGUGGGGACGGAUUGGGGACGGACUGUGCUACCCCCAAGCGAUUCCCUCCUCUUCACUGCAGCUAAAAUAAGACCAAAUGGAUAGAUUUGCUCCCUGUUUCACGUUUUUCUUCCAUCUGUCUGGUAAAGUAUUUUGGGAAACUUAA
Molecule: messenger RNA, 860 nt
Organism: Rhineura floridana
Lineage: Eukaryota; Metazoa; Chordata; Lepidosauria; Squamata; Rhineuridae
Gene: TTC9C
Product: tetratricopeptide repeat domain 9C
Exons: 5
Coding region: 95-670 (191 amino acids)
Molecular function (GO): protein binding
Source: RefSeq, a predicted model, not a curated record